AUGAGUGGAACAAAUCUCUCAUAUUUCCGAAGCAGUGCAGCUGAUGCUCCUGGUACCUCCCACACGCUUGGAACAAAGCAAUCGACGUUUAAUCCUGGAAGGUUUUAUAAUACUCCAAGGAGAAGGUAUCAGCUUCCGACUAAAGGAGUUUUGAAGAAUACUUCAGAUGUUAGUUUUACUCAUCCACAUGCGUACCAGAAGCAUCCUAUUCGUCUGAAAAAGAAAGAGAAUGCUAUCACAGUGCCUGCUUAUCCUGUCACUCAAGAAAGAGAGUUUGAUAUCACCUAUCCUGUUCCAAAUGAGAAAGGCCAAGUAGCUAUUGAAGGAGGCAUUCAGAAUACAGGGAGAAGAGAUAAAUAUGACAUGACUAGGUAUGAAUACCCUCUUGUUCCUUUCGCUACUCCAAGAUUGAAUUUAAGUAAAGUCAACUUCCAGAAAGAUUUCUUCAGGAAGGACUACAGAGUAAAUGGUGAAGUUCAUGAUGACCCAUACUUCCAAGGAUAUGAUCAGAAAAGGAAGAAGUUAGAUUUCAGGUACCUUGAUAGAGGGGAAGAAGAAAAAUUAGAGUAUCUUGAUGCUCCAGUUAAUGAAAACAACUUUACUGCUCCAGGUACAAAAGACUAUAAUCGACUGAUGUCCCAUCGGGCCCCAGUAAUUCACGAUAGCCACGGUGCUCCUUUUGAUAGAAACAACCCAAAUGUUCCAUCUCUUUAUUCGAACAUAAACUAUGGAGAUGAAAGAACUCAAUGAUGAGACCAUCAAAGAACGGUUAAAAAGAAAUAUUUUAAAACUAGAGAAGAAUUCAGUGCAAAUGAAUCUUUCAAAGAUCAUCCAAUAUUUCAUUCAAUUGAUGCUUACCAAUCAUGUACAUGAAGAAUAGGAGGCAAACAGAAAAUAAAUAAAAAAGAAAACUUCUAUACUAGACUUCAAAGCUUAGAACCCUCAAAGAAAUCCUAUAAUGAAACCUAUCUCGAUUAUAUGAGAGGUAAACCAGUUGCAAGGCCUGUAACUCCUCCUGAUGUCGGGGAUGAUAGUGAUGAUUCUUUAUACUGAGAGCAUCAUCAUCAUCCACCUAGAAUGAUAGAACCAGGGACUGCGAAAAUGGAGACAGCCCAACAAUCUUUCUUAUCUAAAUCUAGACCAAUAGUUAAUAACGUGAAGACAGCCUUAGAAGUUCCUCCUAUUGAUGGAGAAGAUUAUAUAAAUCCAACAUAUAGUAGAAGACUUGAAGAAGCUAAAUCUGAGAUGGGAAACGAAACUCCUGCUCCAAUGAAUGAUUUCACCCAAUCCAUCGGAACUGGUCUUCCAGAGAACGUUCCAGGCCAUGACUCAAUUCUAUUAACUAAAUCUAGAACUGAUGCUUUCACUCCCACCAAAAAGGCUGAUAAUGUCCCUGCUCAAGCUUCGACCUUUGCUAGAAGUAGAAAUUUGAACAUGACGGGUAAAAGCAGGACAGAGGUCCCAAAAUCUGUGAGUUUCAACUUUGAGAACUAAACGUCUGUAUUUUCUAAAAUAACACCAAUCUAAUAAAUC
Molecule: messenger RNA, 1533 nt
Organism: Moneuplotes crassus
Lineage: Eukaryota; Ciliophora; Spirotrichea; Euplotida; Euplotidae
Source: the annotation of a GenBank genome assembly